CGUGUACAUGUAAUGUGUUUUUAGAAAUGAAACCAAAUUGCUGCUCUCUGACUCAGAAGGAAAACACGAAAACAAAACCCAGACGUAUUGCAAAGACUCGGUUAUUCUCCGUGACGUUCAGAUUACCUUCCUGCCGCUGACGCCAAAGGGUGAAUUAUAAGUGGCAGUCGGCUGACGUGUAAUGAAUGGAGCUAUCUAUUCUUGGGGAGCAAAGGUGGCCUAUUUCCUCAGAAUGUAAGCCUAAAUACGUAGCCGAAUCAUCUUCCAGUUUCAAUCAAUAGCUACGGUCUUCGUUGUCGCGGGUAACCGAAGCUGUGGUUACCAUGGCGGCACACUUUGACACAGAGUACCAGCGCCUGGAGGCUUCAUACAGCGACUCACCACCAGGAGAGGAAAACCUAUUGGUGCAUAUCCCAGAUGGAAACAAAUCCCCAUGGCACCAUAUAGAGAACCUGGACCUGUUCUUCCAGAGGGUCUAUAACCUGCACCAGAAGAAUGGAUUCACCUGUAUGCUGCUGGGAGAGGUCUUUGAACUUGUCCAAUUGCUGUUCGUGGUUGGAUUUACGGUCUUCCUGGCUAACUGUGUGGACUACGACAUUCUGUUCGCAAACAAGUUUGUCAACCACACGGACUCCUCCAAAGUGACGCUGCCUGACGCGUUCCUGCCUGUGGACGUCUGCAGUGCGCGUAUCCGUGACAACGUGGCCGUAAUGUUUGUACUGGUGAUUUCUGGAGUAUUUUGGCUGCAUCGCCUCAUCAAGUUCAUCUACAACGUCUGCUGCUACUGGGAGAUACGCUCCUUCUACACCAACGCACUCAAGAUGAGCAUGGGAGAGCUUCCAUACUUCACAUGGCAGGAGGUUCAGGCUCGGAUUGUUGAGAUCCAGAAAGAACACCAGAUCUGUAUACAUAAGAAAGAACUCACUGAACUGGACAUAUACCACCGCAUCCUGCGCUUCAAAAACUACAUGGUUGCCAUGGUGAAUAAGUCCCUCCUCCCUGUGCGUUUCUGCCCACCGCUGCUCGGGGAGAUGGUUUUCUACACCCGUGGCCUCAAGUACAACUUUGAACUCAUCUUCUUCUGGGGGCCAGGCUCUCUGUUUAAGAGUGAGUGGAGUCUGAAGCCGGAGUAUAAGAGAGGUGGUAACAGGCUGGAACUGGCAGAGAAACUGGCAUCACGUAUACUGUGGAUUGGCAUUGCCAACCUCUUACUGUGUCCUGUGAUACUGGUCUGGCAGAUACUCUACGCCUUCUUCAGCUACACAGAGGUGAUAAAGCGUGAACCAGGGAGUCUGGGAGCGAGGUGUUGGUCUUUGUAUGGUCGAUGUUACCUUCGCCACUUCAAUGAGCUGGACCACGAACUGAUGUCACGUCUCAGCAAGGGCUACAAGGCGUCUUCUAAGUAUAUGAACUGCUUCCUGUCUCCGCUGCUGACGGUGGUGGCAAAAAACGUGGCGUUCUUCGCCGGUUCGCUACUGGCCGUCCUCAUCGCUCUGACCAUCUACGACGAAGAUGUCCUCGCCGUGGAGCACGUUUUGUCGUCCAUCACCCUGCUGGGAGUGUGUAUCACCAUCUGCAGGUCUUUUAUUCCAGAUAAACACCUGGUGUACUGCCCAGAGCAGCUGCUCAGAGUGAUCCUGGCUCACAUCCAUUACAUGCCGGAUCACUGGCAGGGCAACGCCCACCGCUACGAGACCCGCGACCAGUUCUCCCAGCUGUUCCAGUACAAGGCUGUGUUUAUCUUGGAAGAGCUCAUCAGUCCAGUGGUGACUCCAUUUAUCCUGAUCUUUAGUCUGAGGAGGAAGUCUCUGGAGAUCAUCGACUUCUUCCGGAACUUCACCGUGGAGGUGGUGGGGGUGGGGGACACCUGCUCGUUUGCUCAGAUGGACGUCAGACAGCACGGCCACCCUGCGUGGAUGUCUGAGGGGAAGACGGAGGCCUCUAUCUACCAGCAGGCCGAGGAUGGGAAGACUGAGCUGUCUCUGAUGCAUUUUGCCAUCACCAACCCCCAGUGGAACCCUCCCACAGAAACCACUCAGUUCAUCAGCCAGCUGAAGGAGCGAGUGCAGAGAGAAGCUACGGGAGACGUGCACGCGCACACGCACACUCUCACGUCUCUGUCUGAGUCAGAGCCAAGGAGUCUGAUAGCCAACUUCUUGGCAGGUCCCCCCUCAUUGGCCUCUCUCCAUCUUGGACGUGAUGGCUCCUUGACCAAUCAAGGGCCGGUUGGUAUUAGCGACGGGGCUUCAGGUUUACGCUCGCUCUCCAUUAACAGCAUGAGGGGCAGCUAUAGCUCCACCCAUAGGUCUGCUGGACACACCUCUUCUGCAAGCAGAGCCAUGGUGGGAUCAAGUACUGACGCUCGCACUGCUAGUUCAGGCAGUAGCGCCUGGGAGGGUCAGCUGACUAGUCUCGUCCUAUCAGAAUAUGCCUCCACGGAGAUGAGCAUGCACGCACUCUAUAUACAUGAGCUCCACAAGCAGCAGUCUCGAGGGGAGUUGUCCCGGCACACCUGGCACCGGCAGGACAGUGAUGACAGCGGCGACAGCGUGACUGAGGAGGGGGCAGCGGGGGGGCGGGGCCCUGACCCCCGGCACCCGAUCCCCCGUUCACACACCUUCCCCGUCUCAACCCCGACCUCCAUCCCCAGCUCCAACUCUGGGCCCCCGCCAGACAGAGGUGCUACGCCUGGGCAGGAAGAGGCUCCGCCCAACAGCCAACGCCGCCACUGGGGAAAUGCAGACUCUGUGGGCUCUGAUGGGAGAGGGGUGAGGUUGGCACGUGUGCCCAUGGGAGGUUGGGCAGAGGAAGGGCAGGGAGGUAGACACCCGGACACAGUUCCUGAAGAGGGAUCAGACGAUGACAUGCCACCGAACAUACAUAAGGUGACGUGACUGUGCAGGGAGAACUCACAUUGCCCCACAAACACAUCAGACAUCAUCAUCCUCCCAGAAAAGAACUUUCUGCUCACCUGUGACCUUUCACCAUGGCUUCACCUUUUACCCAAGAUGGACAGACCUGUGGGAUAACAGCAUGCUGUGUUAUUCACUCUGAGCUAGAGGAAAACUGUGGAAUAACUGUACAGUAUCCAAAAACUCCUUAACACACACUCCGGAUUACUUUUUUGUCCAAUGAAGUGACAGCUGUUGGUGACAUCAUAACAGACAGCGUGGAACUUAACGUUAUGUCAGUCUGGAUAGUUUCUCCUGAGACACUGGUCUAUGGUUAGCUUAGUUGUUUUGGCUUACACUGGUUAAUAUCUAAAUAUUCUCAUGACCCCAACCAUGUGAAGAAAAAUUAUAUAACCAUAUUUUUUUUUAUUUGAGGCUAUGAGAGUCUAUUAUCAAACAUUCUCCCUGACCCCAUUUUCAUAUCAGGUGACCCCACAUGGGGUCGUGACACCAAUUUGGGAACCUCUGGGUUAAAGGCUGUAGGUAGCCUAGGUAGCUCAUAACAGCAUCUAACUGAUAAGUUAAAGGUUGCUUCAUUGAAAUUAGACAUGUCCCUGAGCAAGGCAGUUAACCAUAGCCCUCCCCGGUUGUGGAAAAUGACAGUGUGUUUUCAGUCAACUUAUCUGAUAAGAAUAAGGGUAAAAAAGGGUGAGAUUAGGAUAAGGUAAUCUGAUCCCAGAUCUGUGUUUCGGGCAACUUCUAUCCAGACAGCAUUUGUGUGGGACUGAACAGCAAACAGUGAAACACUAUAAAAGAUGAACGCUUAGUGGUAAUUGUUGUUUUUAUUUUAUUUUUUUACUCUUUGUGUUGCUUGUAUUUAUUGCACUUCGAGGGAAAGAAAAUGUUCUUAUGUGUGUAUAUAUAUAUGUAUAUAUAUAUAUAUAUACACACAUAAGAACAUUAUGUGUGUAUAUAUAGGGAUUUGACCGGAGAACGGUCUCCCACGUCUUACUGUCUGCAACGGCACUAGGGAAUCAAUUUGGGAUUAAACAGAUUUUGCUGUAGGCAUGAAACAGGACCUAAACAGAUACACCAGGCGCAUUUAAACACUGGUUAAAACUAAAGUAAAAUCCUAAUAUCAGGACAUUAGAAUUCAAUGUAUAGUAUUUAGAGGUAUGUAUAUUGAUAAUAUCUAGAGAUAUUAUGUAAGCACAUAAAAGAAACACGUCAUUAUUAUUGUUUUAAUUAAAGAAAGAAAACCCAAACAGGACUGGAACAUAGGACUUUUGCCACACUAAAAUGCUUGAAAGCAGAACCAACUCACAACCAUAAAGCUAUCAUCCUUCAGUCACCACUCAGCUAUAUAGAAUAGUCAGCAUCAGGCAAACUGCAUGUUUGUUUUAGCCCAAUUAUCUGACAAAAUGUUAAGAAAAUUAUAAUAAUGAGAAUGCACUUUAAUGACUUGUUGUUUUGAAUCCACGGAAUCCCAUGAAUAAUUGUCAGUAUGUUGAUUUUGAUCAUCUGUUUUUUCUCUGUCAUUUAAUUCAGGGGUUGUGCCAACUUGAGACAGUUUAGGCUAAGAUACAUGUUGACUUACAAAGAUUUGUUUUUGUGAAUCAUACAAAUAGACUAGCAUAGAACCAGCUGCGACAGUUUACCAUAUGGCGCAGUGGCCCAGGAUCAGGCUUCAGAGGGAGACAUGGUUUUGAUCCAGUCAGGCACACUACACCUAAGUAGUCAAUUCUAGACCUCAAGGUCUGCAGUGCUGCUUGUUUUCUAUAUUAGUCUAUUAUUAAUAUCAUUAUUAGCCAGCCAGAGUCCAGCUUGGAUUAGACUCAGAAUUUAAAAAAUGCUUCAGUCCUGGAGGCCUGGAUCAGAAUAAUGUAAUGGGUCUCCCGGGUGAAACUGGAGUGAAUCACUGAUACAAGUUUAACAAUGUAUUAGGGGACCUGACUGAGAAUAUCAGCCUAACAUUGGUUUUGUUUUUCAGUGUUUUAUAGAUUGUCCUGUAAAUUGCCAUUUUGUACAGUUGUAAAUUCAUCAAUAAAAAUGUAUUUAAUAAGUUA
This is a messenger RNA of Esox lucius (northern pike), 4957 nucleotides long. It is a transcript of the gene atg9a, whose product is annotated as ATG9 autophagy related 9 homolog A (S. cerevisiae). The coding region runs from base 324 to 2894 and encodes 856 amino acids. The transcript has 20 exons. NCBI's taxonomy places the organism in Eukaryota, Metazoa, Chordata, Actinopteri, Esociformes, Esocidae. Gene Ontology annotation, cellular component: autophagosome; phagophore assembly site. Gene Ontology annotation, biological process: protein localization to phagophore assembly site; autophagy of mitochondrion. The record is from RefSeq and is a predicted model, not a curated record.